Polychytrium aggregatum is the source of this 3307-nucleotide messenger RNA. RefSeq lists its product as uncharacterized. NCBI's taxonomy places the organism in Eukaryota, Fungi, Chytridiomycota, Chytridiomycetes, Polychytriales. The transcript has 20 exons. The record is from RefSeq and is a predicted model, not a curated record. The coding region runs from base 52 to 3135 and encodes 1027 amino acids.
CACGAAGGCAGGCCGAAAAAAAACUGGCUCGAGUGCACGGAUCGAGCCAACAUGAGGGUGUCCGGCAGGGACAGCAGCCGCCCACCCUCGUGCGCGGGGGGUGAAGCACCAGAAGGACACCAACAGCGACACCGGCAGCGACACCGGCAGCGACACCCAUAUUCGCCCUGCCGUCUGCCCGGUCCGACCAUAGAAGGGCUGGCACGGAUGCGUUGCCGUGCGCUGGCUUGGCUGACAACGGAGAUCGGAUGCAGAUGUUCAUUCCUGGCGGCCUUGAACCGAGCCAACCUGCCCCGUCCGAUGCACCCAGGUAUCAGUCGGAUGACUGCGAUCGGAGAUAUCGCUCGAUUGCAGACAGCCUCGAUCAGCAGCAUCCACAGAGGCUCUCUGAAGCAAAUGUACCCCGUUCAUCCAGCCGGCAAUCGUACCAGUAGUCGAACCCCUCCCAAUCACGAUGUAUUGGCGUUGAGCCCUGGUCGACACUACCAGCAGAGUUGGAAGGAAAUAUAUGCACUUUCUUGCAGCAGCGCUAAUUCCAAAUCAUCUUUGCAUCGGACGAUGGCCAAGCGGUCCAGUGAGACCAGCGAUCCCUACGAGGGAGAUCUCGUCAGCUCCAACGACUCGUAUCCCCUCCAAUGCUAUCGUGGCAAUCUGACCUUUGGGUGGUCCGGCAUCCACGCCAAGUUGAAUGAGCCUGCACGAGACAUUGUGAUCGAGUCCGGAUACUGGGAAUCUUCCAUGCUCUCGAGUCAUAUAUAUGAGAUUCUACUGCGCGAAAUCAUGGGCUAUCCAGCCAUCAACAGGCUCUACGUUGGAGGGGUUGUAACUGGAAACCGGCUGAAGCACGGAGUCACGGAUCUCUCGGUCGAGCUUUGGCAGUCGGACGCAACAUACUUUCAGCAAAUGGUCGUCUUUGAGGAGUCGAUCAUCUAUGCUGGGACAAUCAACUACUUUGGCCACAUCGGGUGGUACGUCCCAACCUGGGUCGUCAAUCAAUAUCCUCAAUACUUUAUCGAUUUUUGGCGAGCGUUCACGAACCCGAAUGUGAUUGCGUUGUUUGUCCAGUCCGGGACGGGGCCACGGGUGUAUGGACCCGGCGGCACCCCCGAAUGCGACAACGUCCCCAACGGAUGCAUGAACGGCACAUACAUCCCGAAGCAAUGCAUCAAUAACACCCAUUGUGCUGAGUUCUGGGCCAGUGAUCCCUCGUAUGCGAGCUACUACAACGAGCGGCUGAUCGACGGACUCAAUCUCAACUUGACAAUUGCCUACCUGGAAGGUCAAUAUCUUGAAACCUACAUUACGGCCGGUGUACAGCCCAUCGUCUUUUACAACUGGAUUCCAAGUUUGUUCGUUUCAUCAUACAAUGUUACAAGAAUACCAUUCCCGUACAAGUCAAACUGUUUGGAUAAGUUUUUUCUGAAUCGAACAUACACUCCAGUAUCAUGCGAUUACCCGAUGGACUACUUGUUCAAGGCCACAAGCGUGGAGUUCAAGAAUGAGUUUAUAUAUCCGUACGAAUUGCUGGAGAGAAUGAAGCUGAACAAUGAGCAAAUCAACGAGCUCUUGAUCCAGAUUGGGCAAACAAAUAUGAAUGACCUCGACUACGGCAAUGUAGCAUGUCAGUGGAUAGUCGAAAACGAAGCAACAUGGAGUUCGUGGAUUCCAACACCCCCUGUCUUGGAUGUUGAAUACUGCCCAGUUGGACAAGGGAAAUACCAAAUAUCCAAUACGACCGUGUGCUUGAAGUGCUCUCAAGGCUUCUACAACUGGAAUCCCAACAACACCGAUGUUUGCUCCGCCUGUCCGAACCUGGCAACAUGCACUGGUGGAUCAAAUGUAACACCCAUGAAGGACUACUGGAUCAAUCCCAACGGGACUACUCCGCAAAUAAUUAAAUGCCCUGAAACCGGUGUCUGCUGGACAUUGGCUUCCAACAACAUGACUUCGCAAUGCACGGACGGAAUCGGAGGCGUUCUCUGCUGCGAAUGCAAUAAUCCGGAUCUCUACAAGUGGGGAGGUGAAUGCGUGCCAUGUCCUGGCAACCUUCCCGGACCUGCUCUGGUGCUCGUUGCGCUCGGGUGCUUCGCCUUUGUUCUCGUGAUCUAUUUGAUGCCGAAAACAUCUGGCGCGACGAUCGACAUUGUGACAUUCUAUAUCCAAGUCGCCGGAUUGAUCAAUGAACAGUUUGACUUUACGGAGCUAACGAGCAUCAUGUCGAUCAACAUGGAUCUAUCGACGACUUGCGUCUAUCCGGUGAAAGGGAUAUACAAAGCGCUCUCGUUCUUCAGCGUUCCUCCCUUCUUGGCAUUGUGCCUGCUGAUCGUAUAUGGAUGCAACAUUUUGAUUCGGCGGUACUAUCGACGAGAAACGGCGAUCUACACGCCUCUCAAAAAAUGGAUCGACUUCCACAACUCGGAUGAAAAGGAAGGCUCGCUUCUUCCGUACAUGAUCCACUCUGCGUUUGAGAUCAUUAUGUGCUGUGCGAUUCCACUUAUAAAUACGUCGCUCGAAAUUCUGGACUGCAGACAGAUAGGCGAUGUCAAACUGAUGUAUACAGCAGCCAACACAGUCUGUGGAGUCGGCGUGCAUUUUUGGGCGACAAUAUUUGCAAGCACGGUGAUUGCGUUCGUCCUUGGGAUGGCGCCGUUUUGGUCGCUUGUAUAUCUCUAUCGGCUCAAAACCCAGAAGAGACUAGCGCUGCAGGACGAGGAAGUAUGGCAUAAGUGCUUCUACAUGUCCUAUCGUCCCAAGUACUACUUCUGGCUUCCGGUCGGUCUAAUCGAGCGAGGAGUGAUUCUCCUGAUAUUCGUGCUCUAUCGAUCCGAUGACGUCUACCAAGUCAACGUUGUUCGGCUGCUGGUCAUUUUCCUGGUCGUGAUCAUCCGAUGUUAUACGCAGCCAUACAGAAACCCGAUGGAAGGGACUCUUUCUCGCGUGAGCGCACUCUGCUGGCUCACACUCGCCAGUAUCGACUUUCUGUACAUCUUCAGCUGGCAAGAUGCGUCGAAUCCGCUGAUGUACUUUUUGACAGCGAUUUUGUAUCUGCUGCCCGUGUUGAUAGUCGGGGUGUACUACGUGUUUUCGGGCAUCGAGUUCAUAAUCCGCAUGAUAAGAAUGCCCAAGAAGGUUUAGGACCAUUCAAGAUAUGGUGAUUCAGCCACUGACGAGGACUUUAGAGUGCUUCACUGAAGACAACCAUGCUUACGCUGCUGUAGUUCCAACCUACUGCCUUGAGUCAUAUGCAGCACAAAUGCAUUUGUUUCUUGAUUAUGUUUCCCAUGAUAUUUCUAUACUAUAGAGUGCG